GAAUCCCACGCUUCUCACCAACCAGUAGCACGCCACCCUCGCCGAUGGCCACCAGGACCUGCCAGGCUCCAGCUCCGACCAUGCCCGUCGUGGCAGGGCGCGCCUCUGGCGGCGGCGGCAACGGCAGGGUGCCGACGGGGACCCUGCCGCCGCCGCGGAGGGGCCAGAUCAAGGCGAAGAUCGUCAAGGACGUCAUCGCCGCGGUCGCCGCCAUGGCCGCGGGCCUCGUUAAGAACGGCCGCGACGGUGGCGGUCUCCCUGUCUCCGACGACGCCGACGAGGAGUGAACGACCGACCCCAGAAAUUAAAGAGGAACCGCGCGUUCUCUCUUCCAUCCGCCCGAUGCGCUCGCUCCCCUGCUUCUAAUAUGCGCUCAUUUUAGUGCGCGCAGCAGAGACCAGGGGCCAAAAUUACUAUGAAGCUCUCGUAAUCUCUAGCUUUGUGUUGGUGUCGGAUGGAUCAGUUGCCAUAUUAGAGCAAGCACUGAUCCAUCCAUAGUUUCGUGUUUUGCGGCUCUGGUCGUCCUGCCCCUGUUCUUGGUUUCGUCUUGGGUUUGGUGGCUGCUUUCAGGAGGUUGCUCAGUUUUUUUUUAAAGAAAGAACCUCCUGUGGUUUCUGCUGCUGUCGCUGCGCUUCAGAACU
This is a messenger RNA of Phragmites australis (common reed), 641 nucleotides long. RefSeq lists its product as uncharacterized. The transcript has a single exon. The record is from RefSeq and is a predicted model, not a curated record. NCBI's taxonomy places the organism in Eukaryota, Viridiplantae, Streptophyta, Magnoliopsida, Poales, Poaceae. Bases 45 to 287 code for a protein of 80 amino acids.